Molecule: messenger RNA, 1609 nt
Organism: Exophiala xenobiotica
Lineage: Eukaryota; Fungi; Ascomycota; Eurotiomycetes; Chaetothyriales; Herpotrichiellaceae
Exons: 2
Coding region: 80-1531 (483 amino acids)
Source: RefSeq, a predicted model, not a curated record
CGAAACGCGACUGUUGUGUGACCACCUGUACAUAGAUCCCAUCUCAAAAGUACAUCACGACCUUCUUGGGCCUGUCGCCAUGAAAAAUCAACCACAGUCGAAGAUCAUCAAAGAGAUUAUCAAAGACAAUUCUAUUGGGAAAGCCCUUAAUGACCUCCAUACGUGUUUUAUGUCGCUCUGUGAAGACAGGAGCCUCUCUUGCACAUCAGAUGCACUAGAUCAGCUAGGACAAGAGGAUCUGCGGAAUCUCGCGCUACCUUUUCUUUCCUCCAUUAAAUGCCUUCCAGUCUCAGGCCUACUCCUUUCGGAGACAGGCCCUGGCUCCCUCCGAAGCGAUCUCCUCAAGCUCAUUUCUGCAGUUGCCUCUAGCGAAUUCGACUUCGGACGUAUCAAACCUCUCUUAAAUGUAGCUCUUAGCCACAAGCCGGAAAAUACUCUUAUCUGGGAUCAAGUCUACAACGCCAUCACCGAAUCCACCCCGCCUUCUCGACCGAUACCUUCACACUUCCAAUACACUCCGUGGCUUCACCACACGAGCGGCUCCGAGAACUCCUCCGAAAACCGGCAAGACAUGGACAGUGCCCUUAAGCUGGAGCUUAAUACUUUCUAUGUUGGGCUUCGUCAUUUCCGCCAAACAAUUCUUUGGAUUGUGGCAAGUGUUGAGACAGCGUUCGAGGCUGUGUUCAAAAAGUACAUGGAAGGCAGUAAUCCUCUUCAAAUGAAUAUAUGCGAUACUUUGUUGGAUCUGGACCUCAGCCCGGUUGACUGCUACUACCGGCUUCGACGUGAUGACAACGAUGGGAAGAGAGUUAUCUAUGUUCACAUAACUGAUAUCAGUAUCUUACCAGAGGACUCGAGAACGUCGAAUGAUGAGCUUAUUCGUGCGUUGUCGAAACUCAGCGGAUGGUACGAUAAGUGGGAUACGUUGACGGUUUCAAGGCUCGGUGAUGGAGUUCGUUGUCUCCCAAAUCGUUUCAAGGCUCAUGCAUUACCUCCGGAGAAAGUUGUGGAAGGCUACCCAUUCUUCGAUAUUUUGAAUCUUCGUGUUGUAUCUCAAAAGAAAUCUCGAGUUACAUACGUUGACAACGGAUCGGAGUUAUGCUAUUUGAAGGUCGCGAGGUUCAAUUUCGAACUCCGCCGGAUGCUGACGGAACUAGAGGCUAUUUACACUCUGGCAGAAAGAAAAUCACAGCUAGGACCUGAAUUGGUGGGAUAUGCCUUUGAAGGAUCACGACACCGAGUUAUUGGAUUCCUUACAAAGGCAAUCUCUGGUAGGCCGGCUCGUAUUUCAGACAUGGAGGAUUGUAAGAGAGCACUCCGAGAGCUACAUGCCUCAGGUCUUCUUCACGGCGACUUGGUCAAGGAUAAUAUAUUGAUCACAAGCAAAGGGCCGAAAUUUAUUGAUUUCGAGCACUCAUCUCCACAACCAGGUAACGACCUCGAACGCUGGAAUGCCAUGAAAGAUCAAGAACUUUACGGCCUAGAAGCGGCUCUCCUGGAUUCUUCAGGCAAGGGUCGGCCUUGGGACUAGCAACCUCGAAGACCUGAUAAUGGCGUCAACCCGUCAAUGAAUGCAACUUGUCCGCGACUUUGAAAGCUUGUAAAAUAC